Spea bombifrons (plains spadefoot toad) is the source of this 1632-nucleotide messenger RNA. RefSeq names its product immunoglobulin superfamily member 1-like. Bases 96 to 1202 code for a protein of 368 amino acids. The transcript has 9 exons. Gene Ontology annotation, biological process: cell surface receptor signaling pathway. NCBI's taxonomy places the organism in Eukaryota, Metazoa, Chordata, Amphibia, Anura, Pelobatidae. The record is from RefSeq and is a predicted model, not a curated record. Gene Ontology annotation, molecular function: transmembrane signaling receptor activity.
ACCAGACCACAGCAAAAACGUUAGCACUGAGCUGGUGGAGCACUGGAUUUAAAAGAACUAAACUUUGCAGGAUAAACCUCACUAUCUUCCUGGUGAUGAUGUCUGCAAUCCCCAGUCAUCUGAUGGGGUUUUUCUCUAUCAUCAUGUGUGUGAAAGCCCAAGUGGCCUCUAAGGCACCAGUCCUUCGCAUCGAGCCUGAACAGCCAGCAUAUUUUGUGGAAGAAUCUGUCAUCUUGAGAUGUGUGACUGUUAAUCCCUUACAAGUGGAAAGCUAUAGUUUUUACAAGGAUGGAGAAGAGAUUUUUAAGAGCAUUCCCUCAAAUGUUUUACAGAAAUCUUCUCUUACCAAGACUGAUUCUGGAACAUAUUUUUGCACUUACGUCGACAACACUAAGAUCAAAUCCGCUGAGAGUAAUACAAUACAACUUACUAUUGUUGAUCGUCCUGAGUCACCCUCAAUCUCUGUGGAGCCACAGUCCCCCUUCUUCUUUGUAGGCCAGAUGGUAAUCCUACGUUGCCUGUUGCAAACCAGAUCAGGGGUUACAGCAAUCACACUGUAUCAUAAUGGGAAUGAAGUGACCGAAUCUGAUAAUUUUGGAGUCCUAACAUUUAAUGAAGUCCAACAAAGAAAUGCGGGAAAUUACACCUGUGCCUUCAAAAUUCCUCUCUCAGGACGUGAGGCUCAAUCGUAUUUCAGCGCUGCACAGCAAUUGAUAGUAGCAGAACCCCUUCCAACUCCAACUUUAUAUUUUGAUCUAAACAAUCCACAGACUGUAGGUACAGAAGUACAAUUGAUCUGUCAGACCCCACUUCCUUCUACUGUGAAUGGAUACCGGUUUUAUCAAAAUGGAAAGGAAGUAACAGAAAAAUUGGGAAGCCAAGUAAAUGUUUUCACAAUCCAGAAUUACUCCCAGGCUUUUGAGGGGUGCUAUUUUUGCAAGACCUUCAGGAUACAAUUUGGGCAGGAGAUUCCAUCCACUGAGAGCUUUGAGCUGUUUCUGACAGCAAAAGAAACCGGUGGAAGACAAUGUAAAAAUAUGGAUCCACAAAAACACAGUGCCUUUCCUUUUCAAGUAAUUAAGCUGUAUGGCAGUGUCCUUUUAGGAAAGCUACUCGUCUUGAUCUUUGUGAUGAUUGUUUUUGGGGUCCAGAUCCUACAGUUGAAAAAAAGAACAAAGAAGAAUAAGACACAGGCUGAAUAAUAAAUACAAGGAAAAUAACACUAUAGUUUAGGUGUACUAUGUGUAAUUCUAUUGCAUGACUAGUUUUUUCAAUACACUUGAUAAACUUAUAUUCCACCAUUAAUGUCUCUCUUAAAAAUAGUGCAAAGGGCUAUCAUCAUGUUUUUCUUCCUCUACCUACACUCUGCUCUACAACCAGUAUUUAUCAUCUUAUCUUUUGUUUUCUUUCGAAAGAGCCCAUCUUUUUUUUGCUCAUGUCUUUAAGUGUAGUAGCAUAUAUGUUAUAUGUGCCAUAUGUAGUUAGUACGUCAGUCUAUUGUAGUAUAUUGGCUUGAGACUCCUUGUUCCUAGAGGUCUCUGUCAUAUUGAGCAACAUUAGCAUCUUCUAAACCCUCAGGAGACAUUGCAGAAUAUUUGGGGAUGUUAUAAAUAAAUUUUAAUUUACAAAAUG